AAAACCUAUUUUACAGCAGUUUCUAUUGCAUUGACACUGUUAUUUGUGUUAGUUUUGUGUGCUUUGUUGUCCAUGCUUUGUGACACACCAAUUCAGUGCAUUUUUCCAGCAGGGAAAAUUGUGAGAUUGUAGGUCAGGAGGAUGACUGCUCUAGUGUACUGCUCAUUGAUUGUGGUUUUAUUGUGUCUUUGUGGAUACUUAAACGCAACGGAUGCUACUCAAGGACAAACUGCAGUAAAGCCAGGAGAGUGUCCACCCCAAACACCUGGAAGCUCCUGUACCAGGUUAUGUGACUGUGACUCUAACUGUCCUGACAAUGAGAAGUGUUGCAGCAAUGGAUGUGGACGUUACUGUACAUCUCCUUAUACAGUGAAGCCGGGUCAAUGUCCCAAACUGAAGAGCGUUCCAGAAUGUGCUGAAAGCUGUUUCCAUGAUGGCCAGUGUCCUGCUGCACAGAAGUGUUGCCCAACCAUCUGUGGCCAUGUAUGUAGUGAACCAGAGGGUCAGGGAAGCGGACAGGGACAGGGUCAGGGAAGCGGACAGGGACAGGGACAAGGUCAAGGACAGGGACAAGGUCAGGGAAGCGGACAGGGACAGGGACAAGGUCAAGGACAGGGACAAGGUCAGGGACAAGGUCAGGGAAGCGGUCAGGGAAGCGGACAGGGACAAGGUCAGGGAAGCGGACAGGGACAAGGUCAGGGAAGCGGACAGGGACAAGGUCAGGGAAGCGGACAGGGACAAGGACAAGGUCAGGGACAGGGACAAGGUCAGGGAAGCGGACAGGGACAGGGACAAGGUCAGGGAAGCGGACAGGGACAGGGACAAGGUCAGGGAAGUGGACAGGGACAAGGUCAAGGACAGGGACAAGGUCAGGGAAGUGGACAGGGACAGGGACAAGGUCAAGGACAAGGUCAGGGAAGCGGACAGGGACAAGGUCAGGGAAGCGGAUGGGGUCAGGGAAGCGGACAGGGUCAAGGUCAGGGACAAGGUCAGGGACAGGGACAAGGUCAGGGAAGCGGACAGGGACAAGGUCAAGGAGAGGGACAAGGUCAGGGAAGCGGACAGGGACAGGGACAAGGUCAGGGAAGUGGACAGGGACAAGGUCAGGGUGGUGCCUGGGGAAAUGUUCGGGCACGUGGUCCCAGUCAGGGAUGUAGUCGGGCACAUUAAUACGUGGGCUUUUUUGCAUGAAUACUUGCUGGAAGUUUUUCAAUUCAGUGCUCUUAUUCAUGGAUUCCCCCACCCCGUUUAAACGUUUUAGAAAGAUUUAUUGUCCCCAUUCCUCAAAUAAAAAUGCUUGAUUGCAGAA
Molecule: messenger RNA, 1309 nt
Organism: Carassius carassius (crucian carp)
Lineage: Eukaryota; Metazoa; Chordata; Actinopteri; Cypriniformes; Cyprinidae
Exons: 7
Coding region: 142-1170 (342 amino acids)
Cellular component (GO): extracellular region
Molecular function (GO): peptidase inhibitor activity
Source: RefSeq, a predicted model, not a curated record